Molecule: messenger RNA, 950 nt
Organism: Panicum hallii
Lineage: Eukaryota; Viridiplantae; Streptophyta; Magnoliopsida; Poales; Poaceae
Product: E3 ubiquitin-protein ligase ATL41-like
Exons: 1
Coding region: 256-786 (176 amino acids)
Molecular function (GO): zinc ion binding
Source: RefSeq, a predicted model, not a curated record
ACUGUCAUGUCCCUCCUGUGCCCAUGUGAGGACACAAGGUCAGGCAGUUUUCUUGCUCCAGAAACUCUGCUCAAAUGACGGCAUGGCCUUCAGCAGAGCGCCAAAACUUCCCUCGAUUCCAUGCGGCAUCCAUGAACACGCUCACUUGUCCCUUGUCGCUUGCAAAUAUAUAGACCCGGUCGUCGCUGGCCUCGUCACCGGACCGGCGUCAUGUGUGCGUGAUUGAAGCCGGAGAUCUCACCGCCUGCGCCGGCCAUGUCGUUGCCGUCGCUUGCUCGCUACGACGUCAACGUCCUGCUGGCCGCGGUGGCCGCUCUCUCGGCGGCGGUCGCCUUCGUCGCCGCGCUCCACCUCUACGCGCGGUGCCUCCUGCAGCGGCGCGCCGCCCUCGCGGAGGGCAACCCCCGCGUGCUCGUGCUGCGGCGCCCCCCGCCGGACGGCUACGAGCUGGAGGUCGUCAGCGAAGGUGCGUGCGGCCAGGGCGCCGCCGGGCUGGACGCCAAGGCGCUGCGCGCGCUGCCGGUGUUCAUGUGGGAACCGUCCAAGGUGGGGGAGGAGGGCGGCGUCGCCGCGGCAGCGGAGCACGACGGGCAGUGCGCGGUGUGCCUCGGGGAGUUGGAGGACGGGGAGCUGGGGAGGCUGCUCCCGGCAUGCCGCCACGUGUUCCACGUGGAGUGCAUCGACACGUGGCUUGGGGUGAGCUCGACGUGCCCGGUAUGCCGGACGGCGGCGGCGGCUCCGGCCGCAGACGUGGCACCCGGACCCGGUGAGGUAGAUCCCAGCUGAGGCGCCGAGUGUUAGUAACUUGCAUGGUAAAAGUGGUUUGAUGGUUAGUGGUUACAUGGUAAAAGUGUGAUAGUGUAUCUUGAUGUGUAUUAUUCUUCCAAUGUACUGGCUCUUGUUUCUUAUCUUUGCUAAGAUAAUAAUAUCAAGAUGUAGUUUGGACGCCA